Messenger RNA from Brassicogethes aeneus, 1285 nucleotides. Lineage: Eukaryota; Metazoa; Arthropoda; Insecta; Coleoptera; Nitidulidae. The record is from the annotation of a GenBank genome assembly.
CCAUCCGCGACUACGCUGCUUCUGCUGCUGGCACAGCCAACUAUCCAGUUAGUUUGUUCUUAACCUGGCCUCGUCUGUGGUCCGCGUAUCAGUGCGAACGCCUACCGCGAUUUUUCGGCCGAAAAAUCGCCCACCAACCGAAAAGUGAGAGUGUGCGUCGAAAAUAUGCGACCACUUGAUUUUUGAGUGUCUUAUUGUGCUGGAUUAUUUCGCCGUUUUAAUUAAUAAAGGAAACAUGGAACUGGUGUAAUUUCAGCAAAAAUCCUUAUAAAAAUGGCUCGAAGAGUCGGCAAAAAUCACUAUGUAGCGUCACCACGUCACCAUCAUUCCCCCACCCCUGUGCACGUGACCAGAAGCACGGCCUAUUCUGAUGGAGAAGAAAGUCAAAGGGCCCCCUCGGAAAGAACCUUGUCCGAAUAUACCUCAGUGCCAUAUAGGAUAGUAAACGAAAGAAACGGACGAAAUCACCAUAGCAAUGGCCACCACAACCCGCCUCGUGCCGCCUCUGCUUUAAGCAGGGGCAGCGGUUACGACAAUGGGUCGGAUAUUUACGUUACCAGUGGCGCGUAUAAGGCCCCUUCGGAAUUAAGUCGUGGUUCGAGGGCCAGGGCCCCCAGUCACUACUCGUACAGGAGCGGGGUGGCCCCUUCGGUUGCCAGCACUGCAAGAACAAAAACCUCCCGUAAAGGAGGCGUCACCGUGGAAACAAUGGCGGCCCCUAACCCCUUUUGCCCGAACAUAAAGGGCAUGUGUUGCCUCAUGCUUUUGCUGAAUUUGGGCAUCAUAUUGGUGACACUCGGGUUCGUCAUUGUCAUACAAUUCUACGAACCUUUUUACGUAUGGAUUUUGGGUAUAAUUUUCUUGAUUUUCGGCUUUUUAACGCUGAUAGGCAGUAUAAUAUACUGCGUGGUCAUAUGCAGGGACUUUAAAUCGCCCAGCGAGAUAAAUCCGGACGAUUUGUAUUGGACGCAUCAUUGGCAGAAACAUAUUGGUACCCCUGAAAUUCACUAUAAAGCCGAGGAAAAAUAUCCGGAUGACAGAUAUAGUGACAGGUACUCGGUUAGUAAGCUGUCAGCGAAAUACUCGGACAGAAAUGGCAGAUAUUAAUUUUUGUGAUAAAAAAAUAUUAAAACUAAUUUUGCAUUUCAUAAAUUUUAUUUUGUAACUAAUACAAUACCUAAAUAGACUGAUUUUCAGUUUAGUAAACGUACUUAACUUAUUUUAGGAUUUAUUACCUAUCAAAUAAAUAAAUGUACUAUAGUAUAUAUAACAAGCUUUAUUACAA